GUCAUUAGUGCAGAUUUGCGCUGUUUACCGUCAGAUUUACUAAAAAAACAAAAACACUGAACUUGAACUGGAUGGUAAACGGAAAAAAUGUGGCGUGUUUGUCGAAAAACUAUAUUUCCAAGAUGGCACGUGAAUCGACAAAAUCCUGUAGAGAAUCAAAAACAGUCUGGAAACUCUAAGCCCUUGGUUUUAGCGCCAUUUACUCACAAAGGGUAUUCAGAUGGGAAUUCCAAUCGUCAACAUGCACACAAAAAAGAGAAAUUUUGGGAAGACCCCCAGUUCCAAUUUCGUACUUAUGGGUCAUCCAUUUUGGAAACUGCUGGUUGGCUGGGUGCAGCUGUUGUAUUAUGCCUCAAUGUCCAUGUUAAGCAUAUUAAACUCAUUUAUGAGCGCGAUAAAUCAGGAUCAUCGUGUAUUUUCCGAAGGCACGCUUAUGGAAUGCCCCAACAUGUCAAAAAGGAAGAGAAGUUAUUGAAUCCCCAAAUUCUUCCCUUUUCGAGGCUGAAACUUGAAAAGGAUAAGACUACAGAAUUAUUAGGAAGUUUUAAAAUGAUAGCAAGCCACUACACGGCCGCUGUACAAAACUCUGCCGGUGUCGCGAACAUCAACGCAGAUGACAGGAAAGCCUUUCGACACUUUCAGAGGGCUGCCCGACUCGGAUCCAGCGAAGGAUUAUACAAUUUAGCAUUAUGCUAUGAAUUAGGAAAAGGGACUCGAAUCAAUUUGCACAGAGCUGCAUUUUGUUAUCAAAAAGCUACUUCCAAAGGGCAUGGAUUAGCUGCUUUUAAUCUUGCAGUAUACUUCUUUAAAGGUCUGGGAGGCUUACCAAUUGAUGAAAAUUUAGCUAAGGUUUUAAUUGCAGAAGCAGCCAAGAAAGGAGUUCCAGAGGCUCAAACGUUCAUUGGUUUGGAUUACUUAGAAACUGAAAAGUGGUCAGAAGCCUUUACUGUUUUUAACAGUUUAGCAGAAAAAGGAAUUCUGGAUGGAAAAUAUUAUCUAGGCGUAUGUUAUGAAAAUGGAUGGGGUGUAAACAAAAAUGAAGCAGCUGCUGCUGAGUUAUUUGCACAGACAGCAGCUUUAGGACAUAAAAAAUCUAUUCUCAAACUGGGCUCAUAUUAUGAGACUGGAAAAGGAGGCUGUGAUAAUGAUUGUGAUUUUGCAAAAGCGUUAUAUCAAAUACUUGCAGACUAUGGCUGUGAUGAAGGGCAAAAAGCCUUAAUAAAUUUAAAACUAAAGCAACAAAAAAUAUAUGAAGAUAGUUUGACUCAUCUUCAAAACAGUACCAUACAAAGAAGCAAACUGCAUUCAUCUUCAUCUUUUCCACAAUUGUCAUCAACCAAUCAUUCUUGGCAUGAAUAUUUUCAUCAUUUGCCAGCAUUACCGCAUCUGAACUUAAUAACUCCGUACAAGCCUGCUGAAAAGAGUGAAGUUCCUGGAUUGAAAAAACCAAUAUUUUGUGGCCAGGAAAAUGUUCAGGACUUGAGUAUGUCAAAUAUCAUCAUUCAAAACUUUCGUAACAUUCCUCCCAUAGUGGUCGGCAAGACUUGAGUCGUAAAUGUCCUCCAAAUUGUUGUGAAAUGUACGAGAAAGAAAAUGAACGUGACUUCGUUCAAGUAUUAGACUAAACCAU
This is a messenger RNA of Uloborus diversus, 1630 nucleotides long. RefSeq lists its product as uncharacterized. The transcript is spliced from 10 exons. The coding region runs from base 88 to 1548 and encodes 486 amino acids. Lineage: Eukaryota; Metazoa; Arthropoda; Arachnida; Araneae; Uloboridae. The record is from RefSeq and is a predicted model, not a curated record. Gene Ontology annotation, molecular function: protein binding.